Messenger RNA from Impatiens glandulifera, 495 nucleotides. RefSeq lists its product as uncharacterized. The annotation marks the transcript as partial. NCBI's taxonomy places the organism in Eukaryota, Viridiplantae, Streptophyta, Magnoliopsida, Ericales, Balsaminaceae. The record is from RefSeq and is a predicted model, not a curated record. The transcript is spliced from 3 exons.
AUGGAGGAACAUUUUCGGCGUGUUCAAGAACGGCAGAUUCAUUACACUUAUCUUGGGCCCAAAAUCCAAAAUGAAUUGAUACAGAUGUUGGCAGCUGAAAUGCAAGUCACAAGGAACAGAUGUGUGGAUGAUUCAGAAAAUGCAAUAGUGGUGGAAGAAUUUUGGAUUGGAUUUUUGAAAGUUAAUGAAACUUUUGAGCUUGAGCUUUUUAUAGAGCUUAAAAAUAUUUUGAGCAAUCUCGAACUUGCGAUUGACGAUAUAAGAGGUCAAGGAUAUGACAAUGGAUCUAAUAUGAAAGAAAAAAUAGAUAUUAAUGUUGCUAUCGGACAGUUAAAGGGGCUUAUUUCUUUUCUUCAAGAGUUUAGAGAAUCUGGAUUUGAUCAAGCCUUGAUUGAAGCUGAACAUAUUGCAAGUGAAAUGGGAAUUGAACCUAUUUUCCGAGAAAAACGCAUCAUUCGAAGAAAGAGACAAUUUGAUGAUAUCAAAAGUGAAGAG